This is a messenger RNA of Stegodyphus dumicola, 952 nucleotides long. RefSeq names its product DNA-binding protein RFX6-like. Gene Ontology annotation, biological process: regulation of transcription by RNA polymerase II. Lineage: Eukaryota; Metazoa; Arthropoda; Arachnida; Araneae; Eresidae. Gene Ontology annotation, molecular function: DNA-binding transcription factor activity, RNA polymerase II-specific; RNA polymerase II cis-regulatory region sequence-specific DNA binding. The record is from RefSeq and is a predicted model, not a curated record.
UUAAGCAUAAGAUCAUUUCUUCAAGUUUCGACGUAAAUGUAACUGCCUUUUUUGAUAGCUGACUAAAAUGGCAGUGUUUUCAAUUAAGAUGGAAUAUUUAGAGAUGCAAUACCCUACUUCGCUUAUCUAUAAGGUGAGAAACAGAUAAGCACAGAAACUGUGAACAUUCUUGUCAAACAAGCUUAAAAGUGUCAUUCGCACCUGAUAAGAUCAAAACCACGCCUCCUUUGUUUUCAAACAGUUUGUUAAUUUUCUCAACCAAUGAGAUUUUCUGGAGAUGUGAUGACAUUGUAGUAACCUAUGGGAAGAAUUUUCUAAUCAAGAACACGUAUACUGUAUUAAAAAAAAGAGCGAAAUAUAAUGAUCAAAUGGUUAAUUUAAGUUUAUUACGGAAUUUGAAUGACACUUUUAUGUGCACUGGCUUCGUUUUAUGAAGAUUAAGAAAGGAUUUCUUGAAGGAUUUUUGCUAAGUUUUAAUGAGUAGCAUUACGGAUAAUUAAUUUCUGGCAACUUAAUGGCAUUGGAAACGAACGAAACAACGAUGCGGCUUUCAGAUGUCGAAAUGAACAGUAUGGAGGUUUGCAAGGCUUCUAAACAAAGAAAAUCUUCUACUAUAAAAGGCUUGCUAGAAAAAAAAAAGCAAGUUGGCCACACCAUUAAAUGGCUAAAAGACAAUUAUUGUCCUUGUCCCGAUGUUUGCCUGCCGAGAGAAAUAGUUUAUGACCAUUACUUGGAAUACUGCAAAGGCAAAAACAUUGUACCGACCUGCAAAGCAACAUUCGGCAAACUCAUACGCAACACUUUCCCAGAUGUCACCUCCAAACGAUUAGGAGCUCGUGGCCAUUCAAAAUACCAUUACAAUGGUAUUGGAAUAAAACUAAACAGUGAUUACAGCGUUAUGUCCCAAGGAACUAAAGGUCUAACUCGAUUUUCAGGCAGCUCGAAAAUCGAA